UUAACAACAACAUCAUUUCCACCAUCAUGGCACUCGUUCUCCCCACUUUGACCGCCUUCACUUCUUCGCGUCUCAUGGCUAUUCUGACGGCCAAGACCCAAGCAGAUUUCACUACGGCGUUUGAUGCGCUUUUCGCGCAUAAUGUUAAUGUCAUUUACAAUGGAAAGCAAGUUUCAAGGGAGCAGUAUCAGGCACAGUUGCUCAGUCAGAGUAGCGCUGCUGUUGAAGAGCAAGGUGCGAGCGUCAGUGUUCAAGGUCAACUAGAAGUCCCCGGCGACAAGGGACAAAUCUCUGGGCUCGUCGGUCUAUUUUACACUUCCCUCGUUGACUCAAAGUUCCUUGUCUUGGGAGCUCCUGCGGAAAGCAAAGUGACUUCCUCAUUCAAUGCGAUUAUUCAGGCGACAGAGCCUCGACCCCAGCCUAACCCCCGCAUUCGGGGAUAUUUUGACCCCCGUCGCAUAGUGACGGUGAACCAGAUUGCCACCGAUCAAGCCGUGCAUGUCAGCAUUCCUGUCGCUUCCAUCAAUGCAAGCUCACCCGGCGUCACUACCACUGAGAAUUUCACGUUGGGCCCUGGCCCUAGAAAGCUGCCGCCAGGGCCGUUUGGUGGACACUUUGGUCCCGGACCAGUGCGCUUGGACCCUUUGGAGACAAAUCCUCAGCAAGAGACGUUCCCAGGGGAUGGGGAGUUUGGCGCUCCACCGGUUGUGAUCCCUGGAGAAACUAUCGGUGAAGAUACCAACCCUAAGGCAUGAGUAUCUUAGACUCCCUCUCAUACAGUAUGUGACACGGACAUAUGUUGACCUAUGUAUCACUACUUGUACAUUACAGUAUAGCACAGUCGAAAUAAUCUUUCUGAAUGCAAACGUGACGAUGUGAUAUAAACU
Molecule: messenger RNA, 887 nt
Organism: Suillus subaureus
Lineage: Eukaryota; Fungi; Basidiomycota; Agaricomycetes; Boletales; Suillaceae
Exons: 3
Coding region: 27-755 (242 amino acids)
Source: RefSeq, a predicted model, not a curated record